Molecule: messenger RNA, 6708 nt
Organism: Phalacrocorax carbo (great cormorant)
Lineage: Eukaryota; Metazoa; Chordata; Aves; Suliformes; Phalacrocoracidae
Source: RefSeq, a predicted model, not a curated record
CCCGCCCCGGGGGCCGGUUGCAGCCCGGCUGCGUGUGCGGAGGCGCAGGAAGGGGCUGGGACAAGGCUGAGCCGCCGAGCGGUGGGAGGGGGCGGCGGCGGCAGCGGCGCUGGGGGCACCCCCCCCUUCACCCCCACCCCCCCACCCUGCACCCAGAGCUCGGCGGGGCGGUGGGCACCGAGACAGGGGAGGUAUGGGGUGGACGAGCAAGGAGAAGAACCCCGAGAAGGUCGUGGUGAAGGUGGAGCAAGGCGCGGGGGCGGUGGAAGGCGCUGCUGAAGAUGAGGAGGCAACGCGGGACGAAGGCUGCGGGAUCUGGAGGCCGGGAGGCGACGGCGUUGGGGUGAGGUGGGGAGAAACGGCCAACCAAGGCAACGCGGAUGAGCUGGGCGGAAGCGGGUCCCAGCCGAAGCCGAAACCCAAGCGGAAGCUGCACAAGUGCGAGGAGUGCGGCCGGGUCUUCAACUGGAGGAACCACCUCGUCCGCCACCAGCGCCUCCACACGGGCGAGCGGCCCUACAAGUGCUCCCUCUGCGGGAAGGGCUUCAACGACGGCUCCCCGCUGCUCAUCCACGAGAUGCUCCAUCGCGGGGAGAAGCCCUACAAGUGCUUGGAUUGCGGGAAGAGCUUCAGCCAAAGCUCCCACCUCAUCUCCCACCAGGUGGUCCACACCGAUGAGAAACCCUACGUCUGUCCCGACUGCGGGAAGUGCUUCGCCCGGCAGCAAUAUCUCCUCAUGCACCGCCGCGUCCACACGGGCGAGAGACCCUACAAGUGCCGGGAUUGCGGGAAGAGCUUCCGGAAAAGCUCCGACCUGGUGAGACACAAGACGGUCCACACGGGCGAGAAACCCUUCAAGUGUCCCGUCUGCGGGAAGGGUUUCACCCAAAACUUCCGCUGUAACGCCCACAAGAAGGUCCACAGCAAGGAGGGGGAGGGCGGCCGAGCGGCGUCGCCGCCCCGGCACACGCAGCAGAGCAGCCGCCAGACCACGGUCCCACCAGGUGACGGCGGCCACCGAGAGACUUCCCAGCCCGGAGACCCCCAGCAAGGAGGACGAGGCGGGUCCAGCUCGAGGAUGGAGGGCGGGGGCGGGCGUCGGGGUCCCGAGGAGCACAAAGCCCCCCCGGAGCGGCCGGGAGCGGGGCCGUGGCCUGGCGAGGGGCCGGCGCGGCCGCCUCCUCCUGCGGCCGCCUCGGAGGCGCCCGGGGGGACGUUCCCCGGCGAGGAGCGGGCGCACGAGCGGCGGCGAAGCUUCGGCUGCCGGAAGAGCCCGGGCCACCAGCGGCAGCCCCGCGGCCACCAGCGCCCCGGCCGCGGGAAGGGCUUCGGCGAGGGCUCCGACCUCGCGUCCCGGCGGCCGGAGGGACCCGCCGAGCCCCGGGGCCCGGCGAUAAGCCCGGAGCUCCUCCAGCGGGGCCCGCGCGCGGCCGAGAGGUCCCACCUCUGCUCCGAGUGCGGGAAGAGCUUCACGCGGAGGUUCAACCUCAAGCUCCACAAGAAGCUCCACACCGGGGAGAGGCCCCACAAGUGCCCCGAGUGCGGGCUGAGCUUCACCAACACGUCCCACCUCAUCGACCACCACCGACCCCGUUGGGGCAGGAAAGGACCGACCCCCCCGCUCCCCUCGAGCCUCUGCCCUGGCUCCGAUUCGCGCCGGAGCCUGAGCUGUUUAGAAAAGCAGGGAGGCUGCCGAGCGCUGGAAGAAGGGGGCGGCGGGUCCCGUCACCGGCUCCGGGUCGGGUAUCGCAGUUUUGUGGGGGACGGUGAUAGAGACACGGAGGCCAAAACUCUAACUGUUGUAACGCCGCCAGCAGAAAGUGAAGGAUUAGAGGCCAGUUUCGUUCUGAAGUUGGGUCCGGGCUUCGGGAAGGUGCCCAACACCUCGAGUAUGGGGUGGACGAGCAAGGAGAAGAACCCCGAGAAGGUCGUGGUGAAGGUGGAGCAAGGCGCGGGGGUGGUGGAAGGCGCUGCUGAAGAUGAGGAGGCAACGCGGGACGAAGGCUGCGGGAUCUGGAGGCCGGGAGGCGACGGCGUUGGGGUGAGGUGGGGAGAAACGGCCAACCAAGGCAACGCGGAUGAGCUGGGCGGAAGCGGGUCCCAGCCGAAGCCGAAACCCAAGCGGAAGCUGCACAAGUGCGAGGAGUGCGGCCGGGUCUUCAACUGGAGGAACCACCUCGUCCGCCACCAGCGCCUCCACACGGGCGAGCGGCCCUACAAGUGCUCCCUCUGCGGGAAGGGCUUCAACGACGGCUCCCCGCUGCUCAUCCACGAGAUGCUCCACCGCGGGGAGAAGCCCUACAAGUGCUUGGAUUGCGGGAAGAGCUUCAGCCAAAGCUCCCACCUCAUCUCCCACCAGGUGGUCCACACCGAUGAGAAACCCUACGUCUGUCCCGACUGCGGGAAGUGCUUCGCCCGGCAGCAAUAUCUCCUCAUGCACCGCCGCGUCCACACGGGCGAGAGACCCUACAAGUGCCGGGAUUGCGGGAAGAGCUUCCGGAAAAGCUCCGACCUGGUGAGGCACAAGACGGUCCACACGGGCGAGAAACCCUUCAAGUGUCCCGUCUGCGGGAAGGGUUUCACCCAAAACUUCCGCUGUAACGCCCACAAGAAGGUCCACAGCAAGGAGGGGGAGGGCGGCCGAGCGGCGUCGCCGCCCCGGCACACGCAGCAGAGCAGCCGCCAGACCACGGUCCCACCAGCAGGUGACGGCGGCCACCGAGAGACUUCCCAGCCCGGAGACCCCCAGCAAGGAGGACGAGGCGGGUCCAGCUCGAGGAUGGAGGGCGGGGGCGGGCGUCGGGGUCCCGAGGAGCACAAAGCCCCCCCGGAGCGGCCGGGAGCGGGGCCGUGGCCUGGCGAGGGGCCGGCGCGGCCGCCUCCUCCUGCGGCCGCCUCGGAGGCGCCCGGGGGGACGUUCCCCGGCGAGGAGCGGGCGCACGAGCGGCGGCGAAGCUUCGGCUGCCGGAAGAGCCCGGGCCACCAGCGGCAGCCCCGCGGCCACCAGCGCCCCGGCCGCGGGAAGGGCUUCGGUGAGGGCUCCGACCUCGCGUCCCGGCGGCCGGAGGGACCCGCCGAGCCCCGGGGCCCGGCGAUAAGCCCGGAGCUCCUCCAGCGGGGCCCGCGCGCGGCCGAGAGGUCCCACCUCUGCUCCGAGUGCGGGAAGAGCUUCACGCGGAGGUUCAACCUCAAGCUCCACAAGAAGCUCCACACCGGGGAGAGACCCCACAAGUACCCCGAGUGCGGGCUGAGCUUCACCAACACGUCCCACCUCAUCGACCACCACCGACCCCGUUGGGGCAGGAAAAGACCGACCCCCCCGCUCCCCUCGAGCCUCUGCCCUGGCUCCGAUUCGCGCCGGAGCCUGAGCUGUUUAGAAAAGCAGGGAGGCUGCCGAGCGCUGGAAGAAGGGGGCGGCGGGUCCCGUCACCGGCUCCGGGUCGGGUGGGCGCGGGGCGUUACCCGCCAUGGAUAAAUGCCAAAGCCAAGCCCAGCCGGUGGGCGCGGGAGGCGGCAGCGUCCCCCCUGCGCCCGGCGCUGCAGGGAAGGGAGGGCCUGCUUCUCGCCGCUGCCUCGCGCCCAGGAGGGUCGGUCCCGGUUUCGGGGAGAGCUCUGGCGGCGCAGGGGGGACCGAGGAGCUCCUGACCCGCCAGGGAUCCGCGCGGUCGCAGGACCUCCGGCCGGCACCGAGGCGUUCUCGGGGAGAAGCUCCCAGCCCCGGCGCCAGGGGCUCUGAGCAAGGCGCCUGGAAGGGAAGAGGCAUUCCUCUCGCCCGAGGGGCGGCUGCCUGCCCGUGCGGUGCGGCGAAAGCCCCGCAGGGUGGGCUGCAAAGGUACCUAAGGCAAGGAUGCCGUGCCAGGGGCCGGCCGCGCGUAGGGCGCCGGGGCGUAUGGGCUGGUGCUGGUGGCUGCUCGUUCUGGGUGGCCAGAAGCCUCUCCCUGUGGCACCCCUCAGGCUGGAGAAGCAGUCCCAGUGGCACUGGAAGGAAUAAGCCCUGGUUUCGGGAUGCCGAUUGGAACGCCCUCAGAGCGAGGAGCCCGUCUGGUGGCAAAAGUCAUCCGCUCACUGGGAAGGCGAUGCGCGAGGCAGCGGGACGGACCCACACCGUGGAGGCCGCGGUCUAGUGGGAAGGUGGAAAGAAUGAGGCAAACGAAGCAAAGGCAGGUGAGCAGAAUUUGUCAGGAAGAGCAGCUCAAGCGGCCGGACGCUCUCCCGGCCGCGUCGCCGAGAGCAGGGGUUGCAGCGAGACCCAGAGAAAGGGUCGGCCCUUUUGAAAUACCGCAGGGGAGGCCUGAUGGAAGCCUAAAUCGUGAGCCGGGCCCGACAGAGUCAGUAGGGAAAGAGUGUCUUAAAGAGGAUGGGAUUCCUCCAGGGCAGGUUUUGUCUUCCCUGAAGAGGUGAGCUGAGCUCACCCUUAGGCCCGGCUCCUGCGGCCCCCAAAUUUGGGUCGGGAGAGGGGCUCUGUCUAAGGACGUGGCACGCGGGACCUGUGGCAGGACGUUGGGAAGGAGCCUCUCGAGCCCUCCUGACUACAUCUGCGGCAGCCAGGCUUGAUGGAGGGGGGCCGCGGGCUCGUCACAGCCGGCUCGGGGCAGGACGCCCACCAGGUACGUGGGCUGUGGGGAAACAGAACAAAAGCCCUUGGAAAGGGGCGAGUCGUGAGUCGUGCCUGGGCUCCGGGCAUGGCUUAUGCGGAUUUAGGCCGUGCACAGGGCGCGCUCUCCGUUGCAGGUAUCGCAGUUUUGUGGGGGACGGUGAUAGAGACACGGAGGCCAAAACUCUAACUGUUGUAAUGCCGCCAGCAGAAAGUGAAGGAUUAGAGGCCAGUUUCGUUCUGAAGUUGGGUCCGGGCUUCGGGAAGGUGCCCAACACCUCGAGUAUUUCUCCUUGUGUCCCCACCUGAGGCGCACCGGAGCAGAAACCCCGCAGGAUGCGGCCCCCGGGCCCGGCAGGGAGGUCAGUGCCUUUGGUCAAGGCCCGCAGAGGGCCGAGAGCAGACGGUACGUGCUCCUCACACACGGACAGAGCCACAACAGCAGCCGCAGCACGUGGGACCCGAUUCUCCUCCUGUUAUUCCUGUAAGCCAGAAAGCCGGGCAGGUCCUGGGGAGCGGGCGCCGCGCUCGGCCUGGGACGGAGAGCCACAGACUUCGGGUUUGGAAGGGCGGGUGGACGGUCCCUCGCAGGGCGGUUUGGUCCCGGGUUCGGUUGUUCCAGGGGUUGCGACGCCCACCCUGGCAACGACAACGAGCCGCAUGAAGGCGGCGAUGCCGAGGCCUGUCUUUGUCGGCAGCGUAACACGGGCCACAGAUUAUGGACGUCCCGGGUGAAACGUCUGCAACUCCCAAAGGGGGGAAUUGCGACGGCAAACGUGCCUGUUCUUCUGGGAUGCGGCGGGGUAGCGCAGGAGUUAGUCGUGGUUAAGAGAGGGUCAGCGUGAGGGGUGGCAACUGACCCCUGAGAACCUUCCCGAGGCAGUAAAUAACGCUGGGGCCGGGCGAGAGGGUAUCGGCAACGCACGCCGCGCUGGCGAGGGCCUGCGGAAAGCCUGGCAGCGGGGCCGCCCUGCCGCAGAGAGGGGGGGAGGUAAGGGGAGGCCAGGGGGGACGUCCCCAGCGGUGAAAGGGAACUUCUGGGCCCAGAAGGCGCCGAAUCGGCGGCGGGGGGAGGUGGCGACCGCCCGCUCAGCGGGGGCACGACAGGAGCGACCCCCGCGCCCCUCUCGAGCCUCUGCAGGGAAUGAAAUUCACGCUGGAGCUGGAGCCUUCAGCAAAGAAGCUGCAGAGCACUGGGAGGAGAGGGCGCUGGGCCAGGCCAAGGGUGAGGCAGGCGCGGUGCGGUGGCUGCCACGGGCCCCGCCGGGGCCCCCAGAGCUGGGGUCCCGAAGAGCGGGUUCCUUCGCCCGCGCUGCAAAACGCCAACCCCCGCCCAGAGCCGCGGGGUUUGGACGGGCCCGUUUGGGGGCUGGGCUGGGGGCUGGGCGGUGACUGCACAGAGCUGCCGUGCGCUGCGAGGCGUUGGCACAGCGCCCUGUGCCCGUGACAGCCCACACCCGCACUGCCGCCCAUCGAGCUGCUGCUCAGGCCUCGUCUCGCUCCGCUCGAGAGGUUCAGCUGCCUGUCAGUGCCCCACGCGUGCUCCGAGAGCGAGGGGCUCGUUGGAGCAGGGGGGUUUCUGCCCUGCUUUGGGGGAUGCUGGGCGCUCUAAUGGGGAGAGUUCACCUAGAGGCCCCUCCGUGUUAGCUCUUGCCAACACCCCGACUCAUGGUUCCCUUUGACUACAGGCUCUGUGACCCAGCUCUCGGUGCCUCCUGAGGCGGGAUGUUCCCUUUGAUCAGCCUCUCGGCUCUUCUCCAAGGUCAGAGGCGUAAAACAGGCGCUCCCCUCUCUCUCCCCUCCCUUCUCUGGCCGCCAGGUUCUGUUUUGCCAGCCCGCCGUGGCUCGCGCUUGCUUAGAAAAAGUCCCAUUUUGUCUGGGGCUAUGGCGGGGAUGGUGCUCCCCCAGGGGUGAUGUUGUCCCUCGGGGUGAUGCCGGAGGCUACGAGGCCGCGGCGGCGCUGGGUAAGGGCUUUGCCCCUUUCGCUCUCGCUUAGGGCGCCUUCGGCCGCGCAAAAUGAUUCCUGCAGCGUCACGUGUCGACUUCUUUCUGCUUUUCCCCUCUCAAACCCUCGACCCGCUGCCAGUCCCCACCUCUUUGGGCGUAGCUUUGCC